GUGGGCGUGAUCAAGGCGAGCAGCGGAGAGCCGUGCUACGGGAGGAGCGAGCAGCGUGUUUCCGGGGGUCAUCUAUCGAGCGACGCGGAACACACGCGGCAAUGGAAACCGAGUUUCGGGAAAUCGAUGAGCUCGGGAACUGGAACGCCGUUUACCAGGACAUUAAGCAGCAGUCCAGUGACCUACCAUGCAAAAUCGCCAAACUUCCAGAAAACAGAAGUCGUAAUCGCUACAGAGACGUCAGUCCAUUUGACCACAGCCGUAUUCAUCUACAGAUCGGCAAUAAUGACUACAUAAAUGCCAGCCUGAUCUCAGUGGAAGAAGCUCAGAGAAACUACAUACUAACUCAGGGUCCGUUACCAAACACCUGUGGUCAUUUCUGGGAGAUGGUGUGGGAGCAGCGCUGCCUCGGGGUCGUCAUGCUGAAUCGCGUUAUAGAGAAAGGCUCGAUAAAGUGUGCUCAGUAUUGGCCUCAGCGAGAGGAGAGGGAGGCUUUUUUUGAAGACACAAAUUUCAGACUUACUCUGAUUUCGGAGGAUGUGAAAUCAUACUACACCGUACGACAGCUGGAGCUGGAAAAUCUGUCGACACAGGAAAAACGGGAGAUUCUUCAUUUCCACUACACCACAUGGCCAGAUUUUGGUGUGCCAGAGUCGCCUGCGUCUUUUCUCAACUUCCUGUUGAAAGUGCGUGAGUCGGGCUGCCUGAGUCUAGAGCACGGUCCUGUCGUGGUCCACUGCAGCGCUGGUAUUGGCCGCUCUGGAACGUUCUGCCUUGUAGACACCUGCCUUCUACUGAUGUCUCAGAGGAAAGAUCCCACAUCAGUACGCAUCCAGGAGGUCUUGCUGGAAAUGAGGCGAUACCGCAUGGGUCUGAUCCAGACUGCUGACCAGCUGCGUUUCUCCUACCUCGCCGUCAUAGAGGGUGGCAAGUACAUAAAGGGAGACACAUCUGUACAGGAGUCAUGGAAGGAGCUAUCAAAUGAGGAGGACCUCCCCCCUCAGUUAACUCCUCCUCCUCCCAGACCACGGCCCAGAAUAGACCCACCUAACGGCAAAGGUGACCAAGUGAACUCUGACACCACCUGCUUCUUCAGUGAGAUAAUAAAAAACAACGACGAAAUCCGUGCAAACAGCGCGCCCCAGACGUUCACAGACGGGCCAGAGCUUCGCAAACGGGCAGUCGGUGAGGUCGGAGCGACGCCGUUGUUAAGUGAACCCGAUGACCCCAUUGUGGCAAGAGAAGCCCCUCCCAAACCUGCCCGCUCUCCGCCCAAGACUCCCACAGAGGAGGCUACUCCUAUUGCUGCCAAUGAACCGUGGAGCCCCCUGCUGACCAGUGUGUUCAUGUGCACGGUACUGGCUGUAGGUGCUUAUGCCUGUUACCGCACCUAUUUCCACUGAUUCCCUCUUUUUCCCAUCCGACUCUUUCUCUGUCCCUCCAUGUGCUGGCUAUUGGUGGGAAAAGAAAAAGAGACACACACAGACGCUCACACUUUCUCAGCUGGACCUGUCUCUCUCAGCUGGGCCCGUCUCAACUCUCUCUGAAUGUCUUUGGGAAAGAGUUUCAGAGACUUUUUCUUAGCCAAACUGCUGUCGCCUCCCUCUACACACACACUCACUCUUACACACAAUCUAAUAAACGUGUGUCCGUUUAAAACCUCAGGGCCUCACAAUUCAGGUGUUGCUACCCAAACGUUAAACACAGGUAAAAGAUAAUCCAAAAGACUCUGUCAUUGCUGCGGUAAGUAAGGGAACUUUUUGCGUGUGUGUGUGUGUAUGUGUGUAUCUCAAUCAUUUUUUUUGCAUUUUUAAAUCUCAGGAGCUGCACAGGAGGUGAGCUUCUCUUAUAUAUGCUGAAAACACAAAUCUGCUGUACGUGAUUGAAAACCUGUUUUGUAUUUGUGUGUCUUGGAGAAAAGGGAGAUCAUGAGUAGUCUGGGAUGUCUGAUACCAUCAAGUGCUCUGUUAGGCUACUGUCACAGCAGAAAACAUCCCGAAAAGCUUUUUCUUUUACUUUCAUUCAUUCUAGCCGUAGCUUUAGUUUAACCCCCUAAGGUGACACUGGCACUUUGUCUGUGUGAGGAAAGAGAUCAAGCGGCUGAUGCACCGGCCUCUCAUUCGUCCGUUCAUAUGUUUGUCCCAUUCCCUUUGUCAAAUCAGACCAUUUAAAACACUGGAGCUGGAUGUCACGUUCAGAACAAACUUCAGUGGCUUCACCAGAGUCCAGAACUCGCAUUUCAUGUUUUAAUUAAACUGAAAUAGAAUCACUGCAAGUCAAAAACGCAUUUUUAGUAGAUGUCCAAAUUUUCAUGCAUUUCACUGAAUGCCAGCUCUGGAAAUCAAGGUAAAGCAAUUUAUCCUGGCUGAUUGAUUGUUACAACAAAAACUUGGCAGCAGGUGGCAGUAUUAAGUAAAAUGAGAUUUUUUUUUUUUCCCCCCAUGUAUUCUUUUUAAAGGAGGGUGACUCAUAGGACAGGGUUUGAAUUAAAUUUUUUACCUUUUCCUGCUGCAAUACAGAUACAUUCAUGUUUCUGGCCCUUGUCACAUGACCUAAAUGGUGUGUGUUAAGAGCAGGAGGUCAGACUUACCAAAAAAUAAAAACAAAAACAAAACACCAGCAAUGAAUGAAUGCAAAGAGAGAAACGACCAGUGACAGUGAGCUGUCUUUGUGUUUUACUGUUUUAUUAUAUUAUUGUCAUAGUAAUUAUUAUCGAGAGAUUAACGGCAGACGGGCAUAAACAUUUCCUUCGAAUCAAACCACGCUGCAGAACUGUUACUUUUGAACAAUGUGUGAACAAGUCUAAUGCAGUAACCUCAAAAGAAAUAAAGCCUCUUCUGUAUUGAGGCCUGAAACGCUUCUAGUUGUGACUUCGCUUUGUGUGGUGAGUCUUUGACUGCUGCUUGCCCAGUCCAGAAUGGUCAUUUUUGGGGCGCUAGUUGGGUUUUUCCUGCUUGUAGAGGUUCAAAUGUUUCACACACUGAAGCUGUUGAGGUUUGGUUUGAAGGUUCUGUUGUAACAGAGUGCCACCAUUCAUCGUAGUGACUCUCAGAAUCCAGUCCCAUUGCUGGACCACAGAAUGUAAAGUCUCUCUUCUUGCCGGCUUUAUUUACACGCAUAUAUAGAGAAAUUUAUUUGUCUGUGUCAUUGUUCGUCUUCUUUCAGUUAUCUUUAAUGGACUGGUAGACAUCAGACUUCCUUGGCCUUUGUAUAUGAGGCUUGAGAAUUUUUUUCCCCCUCUUCCAGCAUCCUGUUGUGUCCUUUUUAAUGUCGAUAUGAUUUUUUUUUUUUUUUUUGUAAGUAAGGCAUAUGCUUUGUUCCAGUUGGAUGUAUUGACAUUUGAAAUUUUAUUUUUUGGACGGAAUACAAAGCAGACGCUGUGGUAAUAAACAUAUACAUCUCAUA
Puntigrus tetrazona (Sumatra barb) is the source of this 3405-nucleotide messenger RNA. It is a transcript of the gene ptpn1, whose product is annotated as protein tyrosine phosphatase non-receptor type 1. Gene Ontology annotation, biological process: protein dephosphorylation. Lineage: Eukaryota; Metazoa; Chordata; Actinopteri; Cypriniformes; Cyprinidae. The transcript has 10 exons. The coding region runs from base 102 to 1403 and encodes 433 amino acids. Gene Ontology annotation, molecular function: protein tyrosine phosphatase activity. The record is from RefSeq and is a predicted model, not a curated record.